GGUCAAGGCAAUAUUUGCAUUAAAAAAAGGACGUCCAAGCCAUCAGCGCUAGAUCGCGUCGUCUUUCGUUGUCUUCAGGUAAAAAACCAAGGAAGUCAUCAUGUCGGGCGAAAAAGAGGGCGAAAUGCAGAGUUCUAAGCCGAAAAAAUCUUACGAAUUCGACGACCUUUUAGCCAUGGUUGGCGGCUUCGGUCGAUAUACCUUUCUUCUUUAUGCAUUCAUGUGUGUAAUGUCUCUUCCCAUCGGACUACAGCAACUGGUCCAAGUGUUUUACGGUGCCACUCCAAAGUAUUCCUGCGUUGCUUUUUCGACCGCACAGGGAAACAACACUUGUACCGUUCUAAAAGGUGGGACCUGCUGUGAAAAAUGCACCGACUACAACUUCAGUAAUCGUCUGACUAGUGCAGUCACUGAGGUAAGGGAUACUUCUUAAUUGACUUAAGAUCCCUUAGAUUCACCUGUUCCGAACAAUAGGCUGAAUAAGAAACGUGAAUAUUAAAGUAAUUGCUUCUCUGAACAUUUUACAUCGUCACCUAAAAAUUAUUGGCGAAUCUUAUACAAACUACUGAGUUACUUAGAUAAGCUGGAGUAUUUCUUGUAAUCAGUUUAAGCUGAAAAGACAACCGAUAAACAAAGGCUGUCCUGACAUCACUUCAUCUGUCAUAUUAAUGACCCGUACCCACUGACAAUAGCAUGAAUUACUCAACCAACAAGCUGAUAGACAAUGGUUUUUCUCCGCCUGCUAGCAGGGAAUUCCCUGAAGGUCUCCUGUAUACUUCUAGUUCAUCGCUCUAAACAUAGUUACUUUGUUUAAGAGAUAAUCUCGAUCAGGGCUACUAUCGCUCAAAGGAACUUGCGAAAAAAAUGAAAGUUACCCUUCAGCGUCUAUCUUAUUUGCUAGAUCUGAAUCAUGAUUUUUGAAGAAAAUUCUUCCUUUCGUACCCAUUUUAAACUCGUCAGUAUAAUUUUUGCGCUAACAGUAAACGUUUCAGAGCAUAUAUGAUCUGAGAUAAUCAUCAGCCGAUUACAAAGUCCACUUACCGCACCGAAGUUCCCGUACUUCUAAAGGAAGCUGUAGAAGGAUGAACUGAAGCUAUCUAUCAUACAGUGGUCAUAUGGUAUAAGAAAACUAAUCAAACUUCACCUCUGAUUUUCUUUUAAAAUCGUGAAUUAUACCUUCAGAUAAACCUUCUCAUAAAAGCCGCCAAGUAUACGAGUCGAAUUAUCGAGGCUGAGCUGAAAUCAAAUUACCGGAAAUUGGAAAAAUAUUCUUUUAUUAAUACUUUCAUAAUUUUCUUGCAGUUCUAUUUACACUUCGCGCUGCAUGUCCCGACGGAAACAGCAAAAUGACACCGCAAAACUUUCGUUUUCCUUGUUUGGUUAUAUAUACAUGUACAUAACUCGUCGACACACCGAAAGCCGAACAUAGAGUUUACUUACUCUUUAAUGAAUAACGACUAUUUCUUUUGCAGUACAGUGGUUCUAUUCCCUGUAUACUUCCCUAUACUUUUACCAAAGUAAUGCAUCGUAAUACACAUCAUAAUCAUAUUUUGUCAGUGCAAUAUUGAGCUUUGUGGGGUAUACAAUACAAAAGGCGACAAAAUUAGUCAAGACACUUAAACCGCAAGGACAUUUCUGAAGUUUUGCCGACACAAUCUACUUCAAAUUAAAACGGACAAAUAAAGCUUUACCUCACCGCGAGGACAUUUCUGACGUUUUGCCGACACAAUCUACGUCAAAAGGGACAAAUAAAGCUUUACCUCACCCACCCCCUCUAAACAAUGUUGUUCUUCUGCUGCUCAAGUAGGAAACGACAAACAACCUAAUUUUGAACGGAGGGGUAAUAGAAGGGGUACAAUUUUGUCAACGACUGUAGCUCUAGCAGAGAAGCUAAGAAAAGUGUUCACUAGGCGAUGAUAUGAGUUGUCAGUAAGCGAAGAAUCCUGAUCCUAAAGAGAGCAGCACGAAUGUUGUUACAAAUCAUUGUAUAAAUUAGGCUCCGGAUAUAUAGGCUUAUACCCAGCUUAUAUGCAUUAGGUAACUUAUAUUGGAUUUCACUUGACUUCGAAAAUAUAUUCAGAACCGGGGAUGCAAGUUCAAGCCACUACGUUGCUUUGAAUAUGGUUUAAUUUAUCAAGGGUUACUGAAAAGAAAAAGAACUCAAGAAAAUUAAGGGCUCGUUCUCCGUUUUUUUAGAAGCAAAUUAUUUUUAAUCAAGUGAGUGCCCUGUUAUUAGUCAGAGUAGAUAUUGAGAUCUGAUAAUGGUCGCUGAAUAAAAAUACCCAGAUUGUCUUCCAAAAUCGUCAUCCAGUACUUACAAUAUGCAACAAGUUACGUGGGCUUUGUUCACUAGCUCUUGAGAUGGAGCGCGAAACCAUUAAGCGCAACCACGAGCCAAAAUUGGGGAUAGGGACUGCAAUAUCUAAUAUUUGUACUUUUUGUAUGGUUGCUUGAAGCUAUGUACAGGUACAUGUAUCUCUGAUUAUUGUUUUUGAGUGCAAUAUUGUUCUGUCUGUUCAGACAAUAUCAUGCACAGAAUAUUUAGCAGUUUAUUUUUACCUUGGUAACAAAAGCUUUCGAGGACAAACGCUUAUGCGUAGACUAUUCAGUCUCCUAUUUUUCCGUAGUGUCGUCGGGAUCGAGCGUUUCACAUUGAAACCAAGAUUCCUGCCCCUAAGGGUGGAUGCCCCAAGAGGUGUACUGCGGAUUUCAAGUGACGGGGGAUGAUCGAAAGGGGCAAAAAUCAAAACCCCAAAAAAUCCCUAGGGCUUCCAACAAAACCUCAGAAAAUCCCACCCUGGGCUAGGUACUCGAUCCCGACGUUCUUAAAUGGAAAAAUAGGGGACUGUGAACAGUCUGCCUAGGUAAAAUGCGACAAAGGAUGGAUCGUAGGCAGCCUUUUUUCCUCCGGCUAAGUUGACUAAGAAAUGGAUCAAAGAAGGAAGACACAAAAAUGUUGAAUCGAAGAGCGAAGCUUAAGACCUUGAUGAUUAUGCCUCAAACUUUCUUUUUUUGCCGUGUUCAACUUUGUGAUUUUCGUUCGCAGUGGGACCUAGUAUGCGAUAGAAAGCACCUAAAAGCUAUGACCCAGUCCGUUUACAUGGGAGGACUAUUGGUUGGUUCAGUCGCCUUCAGUACACUGUCUGAUCAUUUUGGUCGCAAGGUCGCAGUUUUCCUCAGUAUCUUAAUCAUGGUGAGUAUUGCACGAAUCGUUUUUGAAAUGAGAUUGUUUGAAUUGCGUUCCGUGAAUACCUGGAACCAAUGCCAGCAAACAGUUGACGCUCAUUUUGUUUGACGUCAGAAUUUGGUGAACAAAGUUUAAGGCCAUGAGAGUUGUGUGGAGGGAAUCAAAAUUUCCAUCCUUACGACGAAAUAAAGUUAAUAUUGGAUGAAGUCUAAACAUUGUUUGUCCACAAUACAAAGUGACACAAAAAAUACAUGCGUAAUUUCGUGUUGACAAGCUCCUUCACUUGUCGGCUAAUUACAAACAUAUUCACAUCAACCAAUAUUCUGUAUUAGCAAAAUCCAACUAGUGGUCUAUUAUCAAUGAUGCAUUCUGAUUAGUUGAGCUACUACUAGGCUAUAUGUUAUAGCCCCCUAGUAGCGAAAAGCGCGGGCUUUUUGGCGACAAAAAAGGACCAAAGUCUAGCUUUAACUAGCUACAUUCUUUUUAUUCUCGAUAUUUUUGACCAACUAGUUGGAUUUUACUAAAACAAUUAUUCCUCUCACCCUCGUCGCCUCUGAGUCAAUAGCCCAUUCGGCCUUCGGCCUCUUGGGCUAUUGACUCAGAGUCUAUUCGGGCUCGAGGAUUAAUUGUUAAACAUACGUACACCAACUUUGGCCAGUUAGCAGGGGAAACAUAUUCAACGAAAUGAAAAAAAAAAAAAGUACCAAGCAGGAGCACCCAACGAGAUUAUAGUUCCAAAACCACUUAUACAUAGCAUUGUUGAACGAAUUUUAGUACUUAAACAGUAGAUAUAGGCAUAUUCAGUAUCCCCUAAAAAUUUUUCAUCUGUUCGGAUUUCCUAGCUUAAAGUCUAGUGAUCCGAAAAUUAUAGGGAUCAAAACUUACUUUUUCGAAAAUUUCAUGACCUUUUUAGGAUAAAAAUCCGUUAAAAAUGGGCAAUUAUGCCAUUUUUUAGAUGUUCGAAAAUCUUAGGAGAGGCAGGCAAGCAAGAAAUUUUACAACAAAUGUUCCGAAAAUUCUAGAUCUCAAAUCGUCUUCAGAACAGAUAUUUGCUCCUGAACAAGCACGAGGUGAGCUAAAAAAGGAUUGAAUAAAUUGGAUCACUACAUGUAUAUAACUCCAAGUUUUCAAUUGGCCUUGACUCGACUUGACGGCCACUUAAUAUGUCAUUAUAUCACGCCUGGCCGCGAAAAAGUAUCCAUUAAUAAACUGUCAUCCAUUUGUUUUAACAAAGUGAAAUUAAGAAAAAAAUUAUCAAUGGUCGUGCUCGGAAAAGUUCAGCGGUUAUUGCGUUUGCAGUUCUUAGAUGUGAGAUGGUUUUAGGUCGGCAAAUGAUAUCACGGCGCACGCGUAAAACGGAUUGCUUAUUUUCCGAGGUUUGCAUGAAUAAUUGCUACCCACAGACAUAUAGUACAGUCAACACUUGCUAAGAAGUAGACCGGCACUAUACAUAUGUGUCCGUCUUAGAGAGAUGUCCGUCUUAUAGAGAGUCAACUAAAAGGAGGAAAAGAAAUCAUUGUAUGGCAGCCUACUCCUAUUGUUUCUGCAUUGUCUCUUGAAAAUGUGAGAAUUGUUAUUUGCUGUAAAGUUCAUAAGAGACCGAAAACGGCGGUAGCCUUUAAAACUUCAAUUUUGCUCGCAGAGCCUAAGGGUACCCCACUUUUCACAGGCGACGUUUUUCAAUAGGCGCGUUUCUGCAAUGUGCAUGGACCAACUCUAGGUGUCUGUUUUAAAGAGAUGUCCGUCUUAGAGAGAGUCAAAGAAUAUGACUGAAGAACGACAGGGACCAACUCAAGGUGUCCGUUUUAGGGAGGUGUCCAUCUUAAAGAGGUGUGCGCUAAGAGGGCGUUGACUGUAUUACGUAUAUUUUCUAUACUACAGGGUGUAGGUGGCACAGUUUCCGGCGUCGCCGACUGUCUUUCAUUGUUCUCACUGUUUCGUUUCGUUACUGGAGCUGCUACAGCCGGCUGCCUUCUCGUUCGAUUCGUCUACUGCAUGGAGAUCAUACAAAUUGACCAUCGUACUGCCGCAGGGAUUGUAAACAACAUUUUUGUCAGCAUAGGCUUUUCUAUGCUGUCGUUCCUCGCUUACCUUAUUCGUGACUGGAGGUAUCUUAUGCUGACUGUGUCUCUACCAGGACUUCCACUGCUUCUCUGUUGGUGGUAAGGAUUUUUUGCUCAUUGCACCCUUACUAUGCAUGCUCACCAGAAACCCCGGCCAGAAGUAUAUAACUGAAUAAGUACUCUCAUUUUAGUCCUAAGGUGUCCUUGGGCUUCGAUAAGUUACUACUAGAGUUAAAGCAGCCUCGUUUUGAGAGACGCGCAUCAACCGGAAGUUGACUUUUUGUACUCUUGAGCAACGAUUUUGAACCAAUUUUUGGACAAAUCGUCUCUGUAAGAGUAAAGACACUUAGCAAUACAGAUCUAGUAGCGUCAUGGCAUUUGAAAAGAUAAAAGGGCUCACUUCCGGUUGACAAGCGUCGCUCAAAAACGUCGCUGCUUAAACUCCCUAUUUGCCAUUUUAAAAAACAAUUUACCACUUUAGAAACUGGGCCGGGUUUACAAACGCAAAGACCUCUGGAACUGUUACCAGGGACAGGAAAAAAUUGACCAAUAGCUGACUGGCGCGUCCUCAGUAACGAUCCCGGAAACAAUUGCGUGACGUAUUUCGGCUCCAGUGCCCUUCUCGCCUUUAAAGUGGCGAAUUAAAAGCGUAAGGAAAGUAUCAAGGGUUGCAUGUGGGGAAUACUGGGAAGGACGACGUGUAUUAGAGUUUUCUCAAAAACUUAACUUCGUUAAAUAAAUAAACGCCAGAGAUUAAAGGCUCAAAUUAACCUGGCCUGUAUCCUUUUGACCUUAUAUGGUUGUAAGCGGGCGGGGAAGAUCAAUAAAACCUUGCGCUGUUGUAUAUAUAUAAAAAAAUGAUUUAAAACAAAAAGCUAUUUCCUGCAUUUUUAUACAAGGAUGUCGGAAACAAAGCAACUAAAACCCAACAACUUGGCUUCCUUUCCGACCGGUACUCGAAAAUAAAGCAGUAUCUGAUGGAGUCGUAUGUGUUCCAUGGCCUGCACAAAAUAAGUUCCCCAUUUACCUUUAUCGGGAAGGUUUGGGAAUAAUGUUUACCUUGGCCAUUUUCAAAAACCAUUCUAAGAUUGCACUUGGUAACCAAAUAUCUUUUGUUCUGUUCGUUUAUUUCAAAGGAUUAUUCCAGAGUCCCCUCGCUGGUUGAUCGCCAAGAAUCGUCUGGACGAAGCUCAUGAGCUGCUAAUGAAGUACGCCAAGAAAAAUCGAGUUGAUAUCGACUCAGCACAACUCAAACACGCCAUACAAGAGUUUAAGAAGGAAGAAGAAAAGAAUGGCAAUCAGAUUAAGAAAACCUAUGGUAUUCUAGACAUGUUCAGAACACCGAAGCUUAGGAAAAGAACUUUGAUUUGUGGAUUUAACUGGUGAGUCUGUACAUAUAGAUCAAUCUUCACAUGUGACUACUUUCGUGCUUUCGGCAGCGGCCAACUCAGUAAGUCGAAUGACUUCUCAAAUGGACAAAAUUAAUGUGGAAACGUUUCUCGUUCUCUGUUGCAAUCAAUGCUUUCUUCUUGUAAUCUGAGCGCACUUUAACACUUGACCAAUAUAAUUACAAAUUUUUGGAUCCUUUCUUUCCUUUUAUUCUCUACACUGAGUUUCUGGUUCUCGUGCCUGUACCUCUAUGUAUACGCAGUUAUUUGUUUCAUUACAUCCUCUCAAGGUGCAAUGAACCAGUCGCCCUUCUAAAAGCAAAUCUAACGCAAUAAGCUUACCGUAAUAAUUCAAUCGUUCGAUUAAGCUCCACUAUUAGGUAAGCACCCUCAUUCCAAUAAGCGCCCCUAUACAAGUAACAGCCCUUACUACAUUAAGAGCCCCUAUUCUUUUUCAGUGAUAGCACUGUUUGAGUAUAUUUACAUUGAGAUCAAGUCGUACAUCAAGGCAUAAGCAAAUCUCGUAACAAUGAUCCCUAUGAUUGACGGAAUUACGAAUCGGACGAAGAAGAUAUUGACCUGAAGGCUUUGUUAUUGUUCAAAGCAACACUGAAGCUAUCGACGUUGAACAGACUAGUGACUUUCAAAAUUCCUCACCAUUAUUUAUUGAAUAAGCGCCCCCCCUUGAAGUACCAUCAGUAAAGAAGCUCCCCGGGUGCUAAAUCGAAGCAUUAAGGUAAUUCCCUGUUACCUCCUUCUUACAGGUUCGUGAACGCCUUGGUGUAUUUUGGAAUAAACUUGAACGUGGGCAACUUGGCAGGAGACAUGUACCUCAAUUUCUUUAUCUUGUGCAUCGUUGAAAUUCCCGGAGCAUUGUUACUCUGGUUUUUAAUGUCAAGGUAGUGUUUGUGAUAAUGUAACCCAAAAUUCUACAAAGCAAAAACAAUCAAAAUUCGCCAACAAAAUCCCUCACGGCAACAAUAGAAAGUGUUCAUGUCAGUGACUAAACAUCUUAUUGAGGAAGGAAAAUCGACAAUUAAAGUAAACUUAUGACUUGAAACUUUUAAAAGUAAUAAGGGAUUUUGGUGCUUUGCUUAAAUGUGCUUUGCUCCUAUUGUCCGUAACUGCGUUAGCUCAAUAUAGUUUAUCAGUCUCACUAAAAACCGCCCAAACCAAUAGGUUUUUGGAGCAAUUGAUACCCACGAUCCAGUGGCGAAUUCAGAUCUCGAAGUAAGUGGGGGCCCCGCUCAUUCAGUGCCUAAGAUAAAAAGGGGGGCUGGCCUCGAAAAUAUUUUUUCAUGUCCUUGCGGGCCUUGGAUUUGCCUUAUAAUACGGUGGGAGCCCGGGGGCCCCCCUAGAUCCACCACUGCUAUUCCCUUGCUAGUGUCCAUUUACAGAAACAUGUGACUGUUUUGUAACCGUAGAGAGCCGUUUUACAAAGAGAAUUGAGAAAACGGUUUGAUGCAUUUAUCCCUUUGCACCAGUCACGUACAUUUUUCCAGGGUCUGUGUGUUCUACUGUUUGCGCAUGUUUCAUAUGUUUAGUACCACUUAACUUCCCCCUAUUUUUUUCACUAAGCAGGCUUUCUCGUGUUUUUAGAAUACAUUUAAUGCCAUUUCUCCGAGAUUUAAAGAUUUGCAGCUAUUUCUUUGAUUGUUCGUGAAUGACCAGCUCAAUGACACCAGUUUGCUUCUUUGCAGAUAUGGUCGUCGUAUUCCAUACGCUGCCUUCAUGAUCUUUGGAGGAGUGGCAGGAAUGCUAGUACUAGCCGUUCCAUCCGAUGAAGGUAAAGAAACGUUCACGUACUUUGGACGAGCAGUUCUAACCGACUUAAUGUAUUAAGAAUUUCGAAUUCAAUCUGCAGCGACAGCGAGAAACCGAAUUUUUUUGUCAGUAAAUCACAACCAAAAAAUUUUUGUCUCUUUUUAUAUCCAAGUUCAGUGUUCUGUAUCACAAAAACAAAAACUCUACUAUCUCAUUAACGUUUGAAAAUCAUGCAUUAAAUGCCAAUAACACACGAAAAUCAACCAUUCAGCUUCCAGAAUUUCACACAGAGCAAAACGUUGGAAUAGCAGUGCUAAUUUAACUUGUCUCGUUUAUUGUACCUAAGGAAUGCGGUUUAUUGUUACCAUACUGGCUGUUAUUGGAAAGGCCUGUAUCUUGGCAACUUUCCUGGGGAUUUAUGUCUUCACUGUGGAACUCUAUCCUACCAUCAUCAGGUAAGUAAGCCACAACGCACCUCAUUGUCUGUAUUCAAGGAUAGGCGCUCUUUAGUUCGGAAUACAGAGAAGCAUGAUAAUGCUUAGUGUCCCUGACUUCUAAAUAUGUAAGAGUGAUAAUUAAAGAUAGAACUAAUAAAAGACGUUCAAAUCCACAUAAAGCCGUUUCAUAAAAUUGUUGAAGAUAUCAUAAAAUUUAAAUUAAAAUGGAUCGGUCCUACAUUUACCCCUCCAUUUUGCAUUGCAUGGAAUGAAAGAUAAACAGUAAAAGAGAGGCGAGUAAGAACCAAGUUUUUAAGAAUCUGCGAGGCUAAGAAUCACUAGGGGAAUAUUAGUAUGAAUACGCACGAAUCUUAGUAAGAAACACUAGGGAAUAUUAGUAAGAGUAAAAAACAAUCUUAGUAAGAAUCACUACGGGAAUCUUAGUAAGAAUAGGUAAGAAUCUCAAUAAGAAUCACUAGGGAAAUCUUGGUAAGAAUGAGAAAGAAUCUUUUAGCAAGAAUGACUAUCGCAAUACUGGCAAUCUUAUUAAGAAUAGGUAAGAAUCUUAGUAAGAAUCACUACGGGAAUCUUUAACAAUAAGUAAGAUUCUUAGUAAGGAUAACUACAGGAAUCUUGGUGAGAAUCUUAGAACGAAACACCUCGGGAAUCGUAGUAAGAAUAUGUAAGAUUCUUAGUAAGAAUCACUACGGGAAUCACAGUAAGAAUAGCCGUUAAGAAUCUCAGAGCGUUAAUCUUCCAGUGAGUAAAUCUUCGAAAUCUCACGCUACCCUCCAGACUGUUAUUCCCUUAAGUCAAUAUCAUCAUUGUUCUUUGUUUGUAGGAAUACUGGCAUUGGCGUGUGUUCUAUGAUGGCUCGUUUUGGCAGCAUAAUAACACCAUUCAUCGUGUUACUGGUUUGUACCAUUAUUGCAUCAAAAACCGCGCAACUCUAUUGCCUUGCCUCAUUCUCAAAUAAGCGCCCUCUCAAGCACUCACAAACUAACUUACUAGCAAAUAUGAAAUCGCCUCUUUUUUCUUUCGCUUUAGUAAUCGUUAUUAUAUAUAGCAAGACAAGCUUCUUUCUUUUCGGAUCUAUGAUUGUUUACACGUUAACUAAAAUAACUAAACCAGCACUGGCCAGCAUGGAUACAAGUUACAGAUUUCUCAUUCUUGAUUUGCGUGCUAUUUUUGUGCGCAUUGUCUGCCAACAUAAAGUUUUUAAUAGUUCGCCCGUCCUCCAUUCGUCCGAAACUUCAAAUAAGCCUCUGGCCCAGAGGAUUUCAUGAGGAAAUACAGUGAAGUUUUACUUUUGUUUCUUUUUAAGGCUGACCUUCCACUCUUGAGCAGAACACUACCGCUGGUGAUUUUUGGAAUUUUUGGGAUUCUCGCAGGCAUUUUGGCUCUCUGGCUCCCAGAGACACUUUACAGUCCCAUGGCCCAGACCGUCGAGCAAGCGGAGGAGUGGGACGAGGACUACAAGAUUUAUUGUUGCAGACGACACAUCCCCGCAAAGGAACAAAAGAACAUUGAAAUGUCAGUUAAAGAGAAUGAAGCAAUUGCAAACGACUGUGAACAUGCUACAGUAUGAAUUACAUCUCCCAAAAAGACAUGUAACAGCUUUGUUUAAACGAAAAACCAAUGUUUUUUUGUAUUCCGCAGUGGGUUUUGUUCUUCAAGAGCACGGAUAUUAAGUAGGAUCGUGCUCUACACAAGAGCAGUUAUUCAGUUGAGUGAUCUUUCAAGUAGCGAUAAUGUUACCUCCAGCUUUGUAAAUCUUUUCACAGAAGCCUAAAGGACGGUACACACUAGGCGACAAGUUGCAGCAACUAAACAGAUCAAUCCGUGUGUACAGGUUUGGCGACUAGUUGCAGCAACAUGUUGUGGCGACACAUCGCAGCGGCAAAUCCCUUCGUAUGUAUUGGAGAAGUUUUCUGAAAAUCUUUGUCUCUGCAAAAAAUUUUGUCGCCGCAACAAGUCGCCCAAAUUCUGUCUGAUUUGAUUUUUUGCAACAUGUUGCUCCCACAAAAUUCUGUUGCAAAGACAAAGAUUUUCACAAAAAUUCUCCAGUACACACGAAGACAUUUGUCACUGCGACGUGUCGUCGCGACAUCUUCCUGAACUUGUCGCCUAGCGUGUAGCGACCUUAAGAGCUAAGCCGGCAAACUUGAUCUUGUGUUAACGUGUACUGCCAGCAGAAUAACACACCCGGGAGGGUACUCAUCAGAGUUUUAGACGAGGAGGCUCUGCCCCAAAUUCCAAUCCCUUACCCUUUUAUAUACCAUUUUUGACAGAAAAGGUACUCUUUUUGUAUACCUCCUAUUAAAAAAUUAUUGUUGUUAUUAUUAUCAUUAUAAUCAUUAAUAAUCAUAAAUGGUACUCCUUUCACAGACAGGUGAAACCCCUUACCAUUCAUAUACCUGAAGCCUGAAAAAGGUACCCCUUUGGGGCGGAGCCUUCCCGGUCGUAUAGGCCAUUAUAGGAAGUACUCGCCCCGGGUCCCACAUUAUGAACUGUGUCUUUGCCCCUUAUUACUGCUAAUAGAAUUCUUAACAAACCCUUGAUUAAUAAAAAGUGUUUAAAUUUAGAUUAUAUUAAUAAGGUUAGUGAUAAUAAUAACAAUAAGUUAAAAAUUUAUAACGCGCAAUUAUCUAUAUGAAUAUUUUUAAAUGGGCGAAAAUACAUAAUUAAACUUCAGAGAAUUAACCAACAUAAUUAACUUUAGAAAAUUGUGUAAAUGAAAUAUACAUUAAUUACAAAAGCGCGUAAAUAAGGUUGAAGUGGUAUAUGUAUAUAUGCAUUAAUAGCAUUAAAAGUAAAGUAUGUAUUUAAGAUCCUAAUUGUAAGUUAAAUUGAAAAAAUAAGUCUUAAAGUUUCGAUUUGUAUUGUUCUGUUGUUGGUUUUCACAUGAUGUCACUUAAAUUCAAACUAAAAAAACUAUCGAUCCUACCGAGAUACUUUCACGAUGCAUUAGAGCAGCUUCCAUGGCACGCAUACUGCGUGGCAUGGAAGAACGGUUUGCUGAUCCUAUGCAUCCUGUGUUAAAAAAAGAACCAAUGGAACCUGUUGAUGCUUACGAAAACAGAAGAGAGAGUCAAACUCUUCAAGAACUAGUUGAAGAUAGAAAGUAACAAAAGUCACCUUAUGUUGGAAAGUCCUGUGAUUACUGAAAGAAUCCUUGGAAAAUACAAUCCUCAAAUUCUGAGGGGUGUAAGAUGUGCUGCUCCUUACUAUGAAAACAUUAAACUUUCCACAUGCAGUGGACUGCA
Molecule: messenger RNA, 12105 nt
Organism: Porites lobata
Lineage: Eukaryota; Metazoa; Cnidaria; Anthozoa; Scleractinia; Poritidae
Source: the annotation of a GenBank genome assembly